CUCUUGUUUUCUCCUUCCUCUCUCAUCUGCCUGUCCCGAAUCUUUCCUCUACGGAGAUUUUGGGGAAAUUCACUUCCCCUUCACCAAGAUAACAAACCCAGAAUGUGGUUUCCUACCCAUGAGAGGUUGUGGUAACUCAAGUUCACAUAAAGAGGUCCAAUUAGGAAACAAAAGAUGGUUCCAAAUUGGAAAUAUGUCCCAGAAGGAUCACGAGUAUGAACUCAUCGUUCAUGAUUUGAAAUUUCGAGAGCUCUUGGAUUCCAAAACUUGCAGUGUUUUCGACUAUCAAGUCCCUGUUCCUCCGGAGUCUCCUCCCCUGUUUUUCUCCUUCCUAAACCUUCCCCUGUUGAGAUGCAGCGGAACUCCGUACGAGUACAGGAACGUCUCCCAUCAUAGCUGUUCUGACUACUACAUCUUCUUUUCACCUCUCAACAUAGCUGGCGAUAAGCCUAUCCCUUCAAAUGCAUGUUCUACUAUACAGCUUCCACUAAAUCCGCAAUCUCUUGACCUUGACUCCAAACCCAGAGACCCACUUGAACUAUUAACUGCUGAAAUCCACAUAGAAGUACGACUAUCAAAGUCUUGUAUUGAAUGUCAUUAUUUCAGAGGAGGCCAAUGUCUAGCUGAUGGAAAAUGCAGUGCCAAGGAGCACAAGGGCAUGGAUUCCAAGGCUUUAAUAACUGGUGUAGCUAUCGGAAGUGCAGGACUUACUAUAAUUGGCUUGUUUAUUAUUCUACUGGUAAAGGGGCAAGGAUAUCGCUGUUCAGGUUUUGUGAACCAAUCAAGUACCGUUUAUUUUGACAUGCAUCCAUGUACAAACCCAGAAUGUGUAACUGUUGAUGUUGGAGUGCCUAUCUUCGACUAUGAGGAGCUGGAAAAAGCAACUAACAAUUUUGAUCCAUCCCAAGAACUUGGACGCGGAGGUUUUGGAAUUGUUUCCUAUGGGACGGGAAGUUGCUGUGAAGCGCCUAUAUGACCACAAGCGAGACAGCAAGCGUGUCAAACAAUUCAUGAAUGAAAUUCAAGUCUUCGCAAGCCUACGUCAUAGAAAUCUUGUGUCUCUAUAUGGAUGCACUUCACCUAACAGCUGCGGACUAUU
This is a messenger RNA of Prosopis cineraria, 1099 nucleotides long. RefSeq names its product LEAF RUST 10 DISEASE-RESISTANCE LOCUS RECEPTOR-LIKE PROTEIN KINASE-like 1.1. The transcript has 4 exons. Gene Ontology annotation, biological process: phosphorylation. Lineage: Eukaryota; Viridiplantae; Streptophyta; Magnoliopsida; Fabales; Fabaceae. Bases 119 to 976 code for a protein of 285 amino acids. The record is from RefSeq and is a predicted model, not a curated record. Gene Ontology annotation, molecular function: protein kinase activity.